GAAAAUGACAGGGAGUGGAGUCCGACACACAGAAGCAGUUUUCUAGAGAGAGAAACCUCUCACCCAAACCGCCGUGUGUUUCAACCUCAAGGAACAAAUCCGAUCGCAUUUUCACAACAACCGCCGUCGCCAUCUAUGGACCAGGUAAUCCAUCCAUCAAUAUACCAUACCUCCGCCUCUUCUCGCCAUUCCCUCUUUUGGCUAUCAAUUGAAGCUAUCUGCUUGUCAAUGGCUGCGCCUAAUUCAGUGAUAAUAUAAGCUUGAAAGGGCAGGAUAAGAAGUUCAAGUGUGUUGAUUGACUAGUGAUAGUGUUACUUCGGUAGAUGUCGUUCCGUAGCCUAGCUCGUGACUUAAGGGAUAGUAUUGGAAGCUUGUCGAGGCGGAGUUUUGAUGUGAGGCUGCACACUAACCACCGUGGGAAGUCUCAUGGUGCUGUCCAUGAGUUGCACGACCAGCCUGAAGUUAUUCAGACAAGUUGUUGGGCUGGCCUUCCACCUGAACUGCUCUAUGAUGUGAUCAAGAGAUUGGAAGAGAGUGAGAGUACAUGGCCUGCCCGAAAGCAUGUGGUGGCAUGUGGAGCGGUUUGCCGGUCAUGGAGGGAGAUGUGCAAAGAAAUUGUUCAAUGCCCUGAAUUGUCCGGAAAAUUGACCUUUCCAGUAUCCCUCAAGCAGCCAGGGUUUCGAGAUGGAAUGAUCCAGUGUUUCAUUAAGAGAGACAAGUCUAAGUUGACUUACCAACUAUUUCUGUGCCUUAGUCCUGUGUUGCUUGUAGAGAAUGGAAAAUUUCUUCUUUCUGCAAAACGGGUCCGCCGAACUACUUGUACAGAGUAUGUGAUAUCGAUGGAUGCUUAUAGCAUAUCAAGGUCAAACCGCAGCUAUAUUGGUAAAGUCAGGUCCAAUUUUCUUGGAACCAAGUUCAUAAUUUAUGACACACAGCCACCAUACAACAACGCCAACAUCUCCCCACCUGGUCGUACCAGCCGCAGGUUCUACUCAAAGAAAGUUUCGCCAAAAGUCCCCAGUGGAAGUUACAACAUUGCACAAGUCGCAUAUGAGCUUAAUGUGCUUGGCACAAGGGGUCCUCGUAGGAUGCACUGUGCCAUGCACACAAUCCCCAUUUCUUCACUCGAGCCCGGUGGUUCUGUCCCUGGCCAACCCGAGCUACUUCUCCGCCCUCUCGAAGACUCAUUCAGGAGUAUUUCAUUAUCUAAAUCGAUAGCUGGCUCAACUGAGUUCAGCAGUGCUCGAUUUUCAGACAUAGCCGGUCCACACGGGGAAGAAGAUGGUGGAAAGGAUAGAACCUUAGUUCUGAAAAACAAGGCUCCAAGGUGGCACGAACAACUGCAGUGCUGGUGCCUCAACUUCAGAGGAAGGGUAACGGUCGCAUCAGUCAAGAAUUUCCAGCUGAUUGCGGCGACUCCAGCAGCCGCUGGCACCCCAACCCCAUCCCAACCGAACCAGUCUGAUCAAGACAAGAUCAUAUUACAAUUUGGCAAGGUUGGUAAAGAUAUGUUUACGAUGGAUUAUCGACAUCCGUUGUCUGCAUUUCAAGCCUUCGCCAUAUGCUUAAGCAGUUUCGACACAAAAUUGGCAUGUGAAUAGUAGCAGCAGCACAAGAAUUAUGCAUUAGGCUUCUUCUCAUUUUCAUGGCCAGUGUGUAAUUACUGGUUUGCCCUUAUAUAUGAAGUAGUCUUCUCAUUGUUAGUCUGUUUUUCCUUCAAACUCUGCCAGAGUAAGAUGAUUCUGUUGUACUGUACAAUAAUUUUUCUUUUUCUUGACAAUCGAAAACCGCCUUUCGCUUUA
Messenger RNA from Salvia splendens (bonfire salvia), 1802 nucleotides. Its product is annotated as tubby-like F-box protein 8. The coding region runs from base 324 to 1601 and encodes 425 amino acids. Gene Ontology annotation, molecular function: protein binding. The record is from RefSeq and is a predicted model, not a curated record. The transcript is spliced from 5 exons. NCBI's taxonomy places the organism in Eukaryota, Viridiplantae, Streptophyta, Magnoliopsida, Lamiales, Lamiaceae.